CAUUCAGCACAGGCACGGCGAGUUGAUCAGCCACGGUGAACGCGGUGUUCGCCACGGCGACCACGUUGUCCGCCACGGCGAGGGCGGCGUCCACCACCGUGAGAUGAUCCGCGGCGGUGUCCGCCACAGCGAGUUGAUCAGCCACGGCGAGGGAGGGGGUUCAUUCAGCACAGGCACGGCGAGUCGAUCAGCAAGUUAGAGUAUGGGCACGCAGACGACUACGGUGACCGCGGUGUUAAUCCCCCACAGCGAGUUGAUCAGCCACGGCGAACGCAGUGUUCGCCACGGCGACCAAGUUGCCCGCCGGGGCGAGGGCCGUUUCCACCACCGCGAGAUGAUCCGCCGCGGCGACGGUGAGUCGAUCAGCACGUUGGAGCAUGGGCCCGCAGACGACUACGUUGGAGCAUGGGCCCGCAGACGACUACGUUGGAGCAUGGGCCCGCAGACGACUACGUUGGAGCAUGGGCCCGCAGACGAAUGCGAUAGAGGUUUUUUUAUUAAAGCUCUGAGCUCUGCAGACAUGAUCAUCACUCUACUUCAUCUGUUUGAAAGGAACAAUGAGGCUCCUCCUCCUCUUGACUCUCAUUCGCUUCAGCGUUGUCGUCAUCACAGCUAAGGCAGGACAGAAGAGCGUCACUCUGACAUGUCGAAUUCCAAACAACAACCUCAUAGCUGUUGAGUGGAGCAGAGCUGACCUGGGAGAAAAAUAUGUGCUUUUAUACCGGGACGGGCACUUUGAGCCACGCAACCAGCAUCCAUCUUUUAAGAACCGGGUGGAUCUGCAAGACAGACAGAUGAAGGAUGGAGACGUGUCUUUGAUUCUGAAGGAUGUGACGAUUGAUGACACUGGAACAUACGAGUGCCGUGUCUUCGUGGGAGAAACAAGCCCAUGGAAGUCCAUCAGCAUCAUCUACCUGAGUGUUGUUGUUCCUCCAGGUCAGACAGGAGGAGACACAGAGGAUGGAGGGAAGGAGGCUGGAGGGAAGAAGGAAGAAGGGAAGGAGGCUGGAGGGAAGGAGGAUGGAUCUGUUGGACUGAUUGUUGGCCUGUCAGUUUCUGCUGUGCUUCUUGUUGCUGCUGUUGUUGGUUUUUUGAUCUACAGAAAACAUAAACAACAACAGAGUCAGGAUUCACAUAAUCCUCCCACGGAACUCCAGCCUGAAAUUUCUGAGAGCUUUCUACAGCUGACUUCUGAAUCUCCCACUGACAAACAAAGAGACAGAAAUGACCUAAAAACAGACAGCUGUCACCAACACUCCACAAGGAUCCCCGAUGUCACUUUGACAGUUGAGGAUGAACUACUUCGUCAUCCUCGGCCUCAGCAAACAGCAGGACUGCUUCCAGAGAGGGACAUCAGUGUGUAGUAGAUAAUGUCUGACAGCAGUCUGAAGAGGAAAUGGAUUCUGUUCUGUUCUUCACUCAUUUCUUUCUUUUCCUGUUUUUGGCGGUGAUGGUUUUUUUUUAUGAUUCACAGCACUAAGAGAACAAACGACACACUGUUAAUACCAACCUCCUGAUGAAGGAUGUUUGAAAUGUCUCAGAGCUGUCUCAUGUUUCUCUAAUAAAACCACCAACAAUUAACCUUAAA
Oreochromis aureus is the source of this 1588-nucleotide messenger RNA. RefSeq lists its product as uncharacterized. Gene Ontology annotation, biological process: positive regulation of T cell proliferation; T cell costimulation; negative regulation of T cell proliferation. The record is from RefSeq and is a predicted model, not a curated record. NCBI's taxonomy places the organism in Eukaryota, Metazoa, Chordata, Actinopteri, Cichliformes, Cichlidae. The coding region runs from base 558 to 1364 and encodes 268 amino acids. Gene Ontology annotation, cellular component: external side of plasma membrane. The transcript is spliced from 3 exons.